This is a messenger RNA of Salarias fasciatus (jewelled blenny), 1871 nucleotides long. It is a transcript of the gene tmem38b, whose product is annotated as transmembrane protein 38B. Gene Ontology annotation, cellular component: membrane. The record is from RefSeq and is a predicted model, not a curated record. NCBI's taxonomy places the organism in Eukaryota, Metazoa, Chordata, Actinopteri, Blenniiformes, Blenniidae. Bases 297 to 1247 code for a protein of 316 amino acids. The transcript is spliced from 6 exons. Gene Ontology annotation, molecular function: identical protein binding; potassium channel activity. Gene Ontology annotation, biological process: potassium ion transmembrane transport.
CAUCAGCAGCAUGGCGGCACGCGGGGCAGGAAUUCCGCCUAUGCGCCGCUCGCAGCGUCGUUGACGGGGGCAACGCGGAGGAUGACCGUCCUGUAGCGGAGCGGAACUGUUGCCCGGCUACGAGCGGCUCUCCCCGGGCUGAAGCGACCAGCUGUGAGCGGGGCCUCCCCCCUCCAGAGGCACAGCUGUCCUGGACCCGCGGCUCCAGUGUUUCCCCCCCCCUGAUGCUCUAACUUGGAGCGGAGCCCGAGUUUGCCGCUGAAGUCCGCGCUGGGUUGAUCCGGAGCAGCAGGACGAUGGAUCUGCUGGAGGUGCUGCGUCUGGACGAGCUGUCCCACGGCUUGGCCAACUUGUCCAUGUUCCCCUACUUCGAGCUGUCGCACUACGUCGUGUCAAUCAUGGCUCUGCGGGAGCAGCCAGGAGCUGUGGAGGUGUCCAGGGUCAGCCCCUUGGCCUGCUGGUUCAGCUCCAUGCUCUUCUGUUUCGGUGGAGCCGUGCUCUCUGGGAUCAUGCUGGCCGAGCCACCGGUCGCUCCUUUGUCCAACAGCACCAGCGUCCUGCUCGCUUCCGUCGUCUGGUAUCUGGUGUUCUACUGCCCCAUGGACCUGGUGUACUGCUGCGCCGCCCUGCUGCCCCUCAGGCUGGUGCUGUCAGGAAUGAAGGAGGUGACCAGGACGUGGAAGGUCCUCGGAGGAGUCACUCAGGCACACAACAAGUACAAAGACGGCCUGCUGGUUAUGAUUGCUGUCGGCUGGGCCAGAGGUGCUGGAGGUGGUCUGAUAAGUAAUUUUGAGCAGCUUGUUCGAGGCGUGUGGAAACCAGAGACAAACGAGCUUCUCAAGAUGUCUUACCCCACGAAGAUCACCCUGAUUGGGGCGGUGCUGUUUGCCCUGCAGCAGACCCACUACCUGCCUGUCCAGAAGCACCACCUCAUGCUCAUUUACACCGCCUUUACCGUCGUCAACAAGUCGAGGAUGAUGCUGACCGGCUCCUCCACCUCGCCCUUCGCCGCCAUCGAGUCCGUCAUCUACAAGACCCUGUUCAGCGGCUCCUCUCCGUACGCCGCCAUCACCGGCGAGGCGAGGGAGACCUGCGCCGACGGCGGCGCCAAGAGCAGGAAGACCUCCACCAAAGAGUCCAGAGCGAACGGGGCGGCGGAGCAGCAGAGCCCGCCCUCUCCCGUCAGCGGCCAAAGCAGCUCGGUCGAAACCAAAGAGGAGUCGGAGAACGACAAGAAGACCAACUAGUCGUCUCUCUUUCCCGCCUUUUCUCCUCCAUCAGGGUUGUGGAGUCGCACAUGAUUCAGAUUUGUCAUGUCAGGAGCUCACCUAUAAGCUUUGUGUUCUAUUUUUCCUCUCAUUUUCAAAAAAGAUUCUUUUCUGUGUCUUGAAGCCGACUGAAAUUAGCCUCCACUCAGAGCAGACCGGGUGAAGCCUGCGCCUCAUUCUGGGAUCAUCACCCCACCCUUAAAGUACUGUAAUAUCCACGCUGCUGGAUGUGAACAUCAAACCAUCCUUGGCCUGAUUGCACACUUGCAGUACAGAGUGUAGCGCCAUCUUGAAUACAUAUAUAUAUUUAUAUUUAUACUGAAAAACAAACAGUUGAUCCUCAUAUUUCUUGGUUCAGGGACCAGUGCUGUGCACCUGCCGAUCUACGAUUGUACGUCUUUCUCUCUGUGUAUCUUCUGCUUCAUGUAUAUGCUGAAUUUCUUACUCUGGAACGAUUACAUUUAUAAAGAGAAAUUAUAUUCUAUGACAUGCAGGUAUUUUCUUCUAUUUAUACUAAUUGCACUCCUGAAUGUAUGACGCGGAACACAGUUGUAGUCUGGUUCUCCGGUGAAUGCUUUGAAUGAAAACUGAAUGCAUGAGAAU